This is a messenger RNA of Penaeus monodon (black tiger shrimp), 736 nucleotides long. RefSeq lists its product as uncharacterized. The annotation marks the transcript as partial. The transcript is spliced from 2 exons. The record is from RefSeq and is a predicted model, not a curated record. Lineage: Eukaryota; Metazoa; Arthropoda; Malacostraca; Decapoda; Penaeidae.
UCCGGGAGAUGGACUACAUGACAGGCAGGAAGGUGGAGGCGUUCGUGGGCGUUUUGUAGGCCGCCUCCCUGGGUCGCAGGGCGCCCCAGACUUGAUCGCGGCGGGCGCCUCGCUCUCGGUGGCUGUCUUACUGGCGCUGGGCCUCGAGCAAUCUGGCUUCCUAAGAGCCAGCAUGGGCGUCACUUCGGUGCUGGCGCUUCUCUUCUUCCUUGUCGUGGGUGGAUCCCACACCGAGCAGAACACCGCCCAUUUACACCACGCAAUCUCUUCUGAGGUAUUUGUAGAUUACAUUGUACAAGUUUCUACAUGUUUGGUCCCAUGCUCAGAGUCCACCAGGGGAAAUUUCAGAGGAUUUAUUUUAUUCGUUUGGUUUAUAGCAGUCCAGCCAUUGGCAGUUCUGGGCCAAACAAUUGAAUAUGAGGCACUGCUUUGAAUGGUUAUAUGUACAUGAAAAAAGUCAAUGCAUUUUGUCCAGUAAUAUUCCCUGCAAAAUUGUCAGAUAGGGUAUGAGAUACCAAGAUAAGUGUGGUAAUAACGCCAGUAGCACCUAGCGUCUCACUAAAAAAAAAAAACUCGCCUUGAUCUGAGAACAUUAUCAUAUGUACAGUCAGAAAAAAAACUACCGUUACCCUUUAUACGAACUAAUAUAAAAAAUCGACGAGGUGUUGUGGAAUUGCGAGGCAAGCAAGAGAGCACCGUGAUCCAAAAAUGUAGAUUUGGGGUACAGUAACAUUGU